Messenger RNA from Theobroma cacao (cacao), 2520 nucleotides. Lineage: Eukaryota; Viridiplantae; Streptophyta; Magnoliopsida; Malvales; Malvaceae. The record is from RefSeq and is a predicted model, not a curated record.
AUGUCAACCGAAGAUGAUACUGCAGCUGCAGCAUUAGUUGAGGAGGCAUUAACCGAAGAUGCUGAUUCGCAGGCAAAGAAGCCGCCCCGUCGUGAAAGCUCUCAAUCACUCAGUCAUGAGCAAGACAUUAAUGUCAAUGAUCAUACUUCAACAGAAAGUGUUUUUCAUGCUGAACAUAUGUUUCUGCCUCCAUCAACGGAAACACCAAAUCAAGGUAGUACAUUAAGUAGUGGUCACUCAAUUGGAAAUUUGAACAACUCUCUUGAAGCUUCUAAUGACUACCUUCUUCCACAAGAGGGAGUUGGGUCUUGCACUAAAGGAGAAUCAGUUCCUAUUCAAUUUGAUAGCAUUGUUCCUACUAACCCUGAUAAGAGGAAAGCGACUUGGCAAGAUAGCACUCCACCACCCCCAAAGCUUCCUUUCAUCAAUUUGAUGACGCUAGGACAAGGCAAUCAAGGUCGAAACAGUCUGACCAAUCAAGACCCAAACACUCCUGGCAAUGAAGGCUUAAAAAGUCCUGAGAAUCGAGGCUUAACCACUUUUGGCAAUCAAGACCUGAACACUCUUGGCAACCAAGGCCAAAACAAUAGUGUUCCUCUUGCUUCUGGUUCAAGGUCUCAAGGAUAUGGAUUCCAAGCAUCUUUGAAUCAAGUUAUGACAUCAAAUUAUUCUCAUUUGAAUGAUGACACUCCUCAUCAAUUUCAACGAGCAAAGUUGCCAAUCCGACGUGGAGUUAGGUCCAACACUGAAGGAGUAUCAAGUCCUAUUCAAUUUGAUGGUAUUGUUCCUAACAACCCUAACAAGAGGAAAAUGACUUGGCGAGAUAGCACUCCACCACCCCCAAAGCUUCGUUUCAUCAAUUGGAUGUUACCAAGGCAAGGCAAUCAAGGCAAAAACAGUCUUGGCAAUCAAGACCAAAACAGUCCUGGUAAUCAAGACCCAAACACACUUGAUAAUCCAAGCCCUAAGAGUCCUGAGACUCAAAGCCCAAAGAGUCCUGGCAGUGAAAGCCCAAAGAGUUUUGAGAAUCAAGGCCAAAACAUUCCCGUCAAUCAAGACCCAAAGACUCCUGAAAAUCAAGGCCUAAACACUCUCGGCAAUCAAGACCAAAAGAGUCCUGGAAAUCAAGAUCGAAACACUCCUGGCAAUGUAGGCCCAAACAAUAGUGUUCCUACUACUUCUGGUUCAAGGAACUUUAAGUCUAUUUCAUAUUUCAUUAUGUCAACCGAAGAUAAUAUUGCAGCGGCAGCAUCUGCUGAAGAGGCAGUAAAACUAAAGGCUGAUUCGCAGGAGGAUAUGGAAGGAAAAGCUGACAAAGCAGGAGCAGACGAAAGCAACAAAUCUGGAGUAAAUCAACCAGAUGGUAACCAACAUCUUAAUCAAUCCCCAGCAUCUAUAUAUAUGGCUGAAAGAAACGAAGAGAUUUUUGGAACAAGUCCUGCAACAAGCCCUAGAAUCCAUUCACUACUCACUUCUCCUCCUUUGCAACAAGCAGGAACUUUGCCUUCUAUUUACAACUCAAUUAAGCACGGAGUUGGGUCUAGCACUAAAGGAAAAUCAAGUCCUAUUCAAUUUGAUGGCAUUGUUCCUAGCAAUCCUGAUAAGAGGAAAAUGACUUGGCAAGAUAGCACUCCAUCACCCCCAAAGCUUCCUCUCAUCAAUUUGAUGUUACUAGGACAAGGCAAUCAAAGUCAAAUCAAUCCUGACAAUCAAGGUCCAAAAACUCCUGGGAAUCAAGGUCGAGUCACUUCUGGCAAUCAAGGUUCAAACACUCUUGACAAUCAAGGCGUAAAGAAUCUUGAGAAUCAAAGCCGAAACACUCCCAGCAAUCAAUGCCGAAGCAAUAGUGAUCCAACUACUUUUGGUUCAAGGUCUCAAGGACUUGGAUUCCAGACAUUUUUGAAUCAACUUAUGCCAUUAAAUGGCACUCCUCAACUUCAACCAGCAAAGUUACCAAUUCGACGUGAAGUUGGGUCUAGCACUAAAGGAAUAUCAAGUCCUAUUCAAUUUGAUGGCAUUGUUCCUACCAACCCUAAUAAGAGGAAAAUGACUAGGCAGGAUAGCACUCCCCCACCCCCAAAGAUUCCUUUCAUCAAUUGGAUGUUACCCGGACAAGGCAAUCAAGACGAAAAUAGUUCUGGCAAUCAAAGCCAAAACACUCAUGGUAAUCAAGGUCCAAAGAGUCUUGGGAAUCAAGAGUCAAACACUUUUGACAAUCAAGGCUCAAAGAGUCCUAGAAAUCAAGGCUCAAACACUCUUGGCAAUCAAGGUCAAAAGAGUCUUGAUAAUGAAGGCCGAAACACUCCUAACAAUGAAGGCCAAAACAAAAGUGUUCCUACUGCUUCUGGUUCAAGGUCCAAAGCUAUCCCGAACAAAGUGUAUGAUCCAUCAUAUGAAGCUAUGGGAUUACCGGUCGACCCCCAUUUAAGAAUGUUCCUUGCAAGAUGUGAAAGUGCAGAAAACAAAGAUAGUGAUAAGAAGGAUGAUGGUGGAUCCAAGACCAUGGCUCGCAAAACUUAA